Oreochromis aureus is the source of this 3084-nucleotide messenger RNA. RefSeq names its product leucine rich repeat containing 74B (gene lrrc74b). The transcript is spliced from 10 exons. NCBI's taxonomy places the organism in Eukaryota, Metazoa, Chordata, Actinopteri, Cichliformes, Cichlidae. The record is from RefSeq and is a predicted model, not a curated record. Gene Ontology annotation, molecular function: protein binding. Bases 307 to 1581 code for a protein of 424 amino acids.
AAACAUGACAAAAGAACUCUGAUUGGUGACUUACAGUCAGGUAGUGAAGCCCUAGCCUUUUUAAUUACCACAGCAGAGUUUGGCAAGACCUUUAAGUAAGCUCGCUUGCAUGAAGACAUAGUGCACCAAAUCCUGCUGAAAUUCAGUGCAGUGAUUGAGCUUACAACGCAAAUAUUUUACUUGCCGUCUGGAUCUAAAAGCACAAAAAAGGACAGAAGGAAAAAAGAAAGAAAUUACUAAGGAAUUUCUGCAUAAAGGUAGCAAAAUAGUUGUCUUAGUAUCAAUAUUACAGCUAUUAUCAGUGUCAUGCUUCAUGGGAAGAAGUUGGCCAAGCAGGUGCUGCUGCCUUCUGUGCUGGAAGACGAUGACGCAGGAACAGAAAGUGGGAAGCUGCAGCUGGGGGAGCCAAGAAUGAGCCAGACAGAGGUUGAUAUGCGUGGGCCAAAAGACCAACACUCAAGCCCUGACAGGAACGUGCUAGACGGCGGCACAAGACACGAGGAAGACGAAGAAAAGGAGCCUGAAGUACAGGAGUGCCUGAGCUCUGAUGAUGACUAUGAUACAGAUUUGGAGCUCGAAGGUAAGGAGGCGGCAUACGAUCUGACGGGGCAGACAUGCUACAUGACAGCGUGUAAAAAGUUCCAGGUGGUCCCUGCCUCUUAUUUCCUGCAGCAUAUGCAAAAUAGCUCGCUGGUUAUGGUGCAUCGCGGUCUGGGGCCUCAGGGCACCAAAGCGCUGGCGGUUCCCCUGGUAACCAACACUUCAAUACUGCGGCUGAACCUGCGAGAUAAUUGGAUGGAAGGCAUGGGUGGAGCUGCUAUAGCUGAGAUGUUAAAAGAAAAUUGCUACAUUACAGAGGUGGACCUGUCCAAUAACAAUCUAGAGGUUUAUGGAGCCAAAGCCAUAGCUGGUAUGCUUAAAGAGAACAGCACCCUGGUGAGCCUCAUUCUGUCAGGAAACCAUUUCACAGACCGGUCCACUGAACACCUCUGCCCAGCGCUGAUCACCAACACCAAACUACAGCACCUCGACCUCAGCUACAAUGCUCUGGGGGAGCGUGCAGGAGAACACCUGGGAGAUGCUCUGUCUGAGAACACCGGGCUGAGAUCGCUAAACCUGGCAUGGAACGGCAUUCGACAAAAAGGAGCAGUAAUGCUGGCCAAUGGUCUUGGGGAAAAUGUUUUUCUUAGAAUACUUGAUCUGUCAUUUAAUGGCUUUGGGAAAGAAGGAGCCAGUGCUUUAGGACAGGCUCUUAAAGAGAACAAUGUUUUAGAAGAGUUAAAUAUCAGUAACAACCGAAUACCCCCUGAAGGAGCGAUCCACCUCGCCAUGGGCCUCAAAGUAAACAAGACAAUCAAAUCCCUGAAUAUUGGUAGGAACCCCAUCCUGAAUGCUGGAUGCUAUGGGAUCCUUAAAUCUGCACAGGACAACCCAGAUUCAGCCUUGGAGACUUUAGACUUUUCAGACAUCACAGUAAGCCGGGAUUUUGAAGACUUGUAUACAGCAGUGAAAGAAAUAUUCCCAGCGCUUAGAGUAAAUCAUGGGGGCCGCUUUGGCACAUUCAGCAAAGCAAAAGCUUGAAAAGUGUUACUGUAAUUGCUGUACUUUUAUGCCAGCAAAGAUGGAAGAAAUCUUGUCAAAGCCCUAUGGACGUUUUCAUCAACAGAUAAACCAAAGGAUGCAUGCCUGCAAAAAUAUAACUUUUAAAGAGAUGUCUUUUUUUUUUUGUUAAAGAGCCAUGAGAGCAUAUCCUUCUGAAUAAAAUGCACUGUGAAUAAAUAAAACUUCUUAAAUACCCAAUCAAUUGAAAAUAAAGGCAAUUCAGAUGCUCAUUUUCCAGUAGAAACACCAUGUGUGUAGUGUUUAAAACUCAUUUUUUGAUGAAGUCACAGAAAAUAGGCAUAAAAUACAGGUAUUGAGUAUGAUUCUUUUUAGAUAUGAUCUGAUUUGAUGUUAUAUAAUGUCAGUGGGUAGAAUGAUGGAGAGGAUCAGAGAGCACUGUAUUGUGUAUGAAAAGAAGUGAAAGUGGGUUGCACAAAAAGGAUUUAAGUACUGCAUGACUAGUCUAAUAGAAAAACCAGCUUUGAAAGAACAGUCCACUAUUAGAUAAGAGACCUGUUUACUGAGGCAGGACAACUCAAGCUGUGUUAGAUACAUACAGUGAGCUGUCAUCUGGAUGCAUGUAUCUCUCCCACACACCACUAAAUGAUCUUAAGCCAAGUUAUUUUAUUCCAGAACACUGUAUGUAAUAUGUAAUGUAUAUGCAUUUGAAUACAUUUGACAACUAAUUGGUUUAUUUUGGGGCUUUUUAAUAGCUUGCAGGGAUUUGGGUCAUCUUAUGACUAGAUUUGCAUAUAUUUUCCUUAACAAAUAAUCAAUACUUAUAACUAUUACUACUUCAGUUACAUAUGUACUGUAUCAUAGAACCAUUAAAUUCUCCUCCAUACAACAUAAAAUGAUUUUGAAAUCAGUCAAACUAUUGCAUAUGUGAUAUACACUUACUGGCAAAACUUCACCUCCUUCCAAAGUACAUGGAGAGGAGUAAUAGUCUAGAGAUUGAAGCUUUCGUUGGGGGUCACAGACAGAAACCCAUAAACAAUAAAGUUGUUCUUCAUACAACCAGUAUUGUCACAGGAGUUUCAACCUCUUUACAGUUUGUUAGGUGCACCUGUUCAGUUGCUCUUAAUGCAUACACCAACUACAUGGCAGCGCUUCGAGUACAUUUAGCUAUGUAGACAUGGUCAAGAUGACCUGGUGAGGGUCAACCUACAGAAUGAAAAAGAGUGGGGAUUUAAGUGAUUUUGAACGUGGUAUGGUUGUUGGUGCCAGACAGACUGGUCUGAUUUUUUCUUUAGAAACUGCACUGGAAUUUUCCUGUAUAAUCUAGGGAUUUCAGAGAGAAUGGUCAGGAAAAAGAGAAAACAUCUCAUGAGCAUCAGUUCUCUUGGAAAAAAAAAAACAUAAAACUGAGCUAUGCAGAAGAGCAUCUAAGAAUUACAUAACAAGUUAAACCUUAGAGCAGAUGGACUACAGCAGCAGAUGACCUCACCAGGUGCCACUCCUGAAAACACAAAACUAAACACC